GUGGAAUUAGAUGAAAAUGAAGCCUCUGGCUCUGGGCACUCAUGCUCCGCAAACAAUGCUAACUAUAUCUCCUCACGCCAAAUCUUUGUUGCAAAACAGAAGAUUUUGCCCUGCCUUUUGCUCCUCAGUCUCAUCCGAACCGAUAGGAACUCAAGGUUCAAAGCUCGAGUAUAAGGCAGGAAUCCUGGACGAUUUUUUCCUGAAUUCCUUUCGUAACAAAUUGGUAAAGGAAGUUGGAUGGGAUUCGGAGAAGCCUGGAUAUGAUGGACUCAUUGAAUUGGCCGAAGCUCUUAUGAUGAACAGCAGAAGCAAUUCCGACACCAAAUAUGCUGCGGUUCGAAUAUUGAAGUCACUGUUUCCGCCAUUUUUAUUAGAGCUUUACAAAAUCCUUAUAGCUCCCAUAGAUGGAGGGAAGGUCGCUGCAAUGAUGGUUGCAAGGGUGACUGUGUUCACUUGUCAAUGGCUUAUGGGCGUAUGCAAGGUUAAUUCUGUGGAUCUUCCUGAUGGGACCUCUUGCAAUAGCGGGGUUUUUGUAGAGAGAUGCAGGUACUUAGAGGAGAGUAAGUGUGUUGGGGUUUGUAUCAAUACUUGUAAGCUUCCAACACAGAGUUUCUUCAAGGAUUACAUGGGGGUUCCUCUGGUGAUGGAGCCCAACUUCAGUGAUUAUAGCUGUCAGUUCAAAUUUGGGGUCAACCCACCUUUGACGGAGAACGAUGACACCCUAAAACAGCCCUGCCUGGAUGUAUGCCCAAUUGCUAAUAAACGAAGGGAUAUUCAAAAGAAUGUGGAUGUGAUGAAAUGUCCAAAGGCCUAGCAUCGUGAUCACACCAACUUUUUGG
Messenger RNA from Hibiscus syriacus, 839 nucleotides. RefSeq names its product beta-carotene isomerase D27, chloroplastic-like. The record is from RefSeq and is a predicted model, not a curated record. The coding region runs from base 11 to 814 and encodes 267 amino acids. NCBI's taxonomy places the organism in Eukaryota, Viridiplantae, Streptophyta, Magnoliopsida, Malvales, Malvaceae. Gene Ontology annotation, molecular function: iron ion binding. The transcript has 8 exons.